Molecule: messenger RNA, 747 nt
Organism: Homarus americanus (American lobster)
Lineage: Eukaryota; Metazoa; Arthropoda; Malacostraca; Decapoda; Nephropidae
Product: ubiquinone biosynthesis monooxygenase COQ6, mitochondrial-like
Exons: 2
Coding region: 1-747 (248 amino acids)
Biological process (GO): ubiquinone biosynthetic process
Cellular component (GO): mitochondrion
Molecular function (GO): oxidoreductase activity
Source: RefSeq, a predicted model, not a curated record
AUGAGAGAUAAACUAGACCAAGUGGACCACAGUGAGCUUCCUGAUUCAAGCGAGCGUCCUGCGACACCUGAUGCUGAAGGUGGACUGACAAGCAGGGGCCCCAAACAAGUCCUGGACUCCGCCGGGGAAUUCAAUAACCGCGUGUGUGAUCUCAGCGGCCACACCCAGAACCUCUUCCGCAAGUUGGGUGCUUGGGGUCACAUCGAGGGUAUUCGAGCCCAGCCUGUGAGACGGAUGCAGCUAUGGGAGUCGUGUUCCGAGGCGAUGAUGACGUUCGACGAGCAAGAUCAAGAGGAUGUCGUCGCCCACAUCGUCGAGAAUGACGUCAUCCUCCACGCCAUCAAGCAACAAGUACCGGAUCAGGUGGAGGUGGAAUACAACACAAAGGUCGAAGGUUACGAGCUACCUCUCGACCCUUCCUCUCGAGUGACCAUCUCUCUCCAUGACGGCAGGAAGCUCUCCGCAGAUCUCCUGAUAGGAGUCGACGGUGCCAAGUCUCUAGUACGACCAGACCAUGGGCACUCAAAACCUGGGCUGGGAGUACGACCAGAUGGGCAUUGUGGCGACGCUGUAGUUAUCCGAGGCAGUAGACAACACUGCAGCCUGGCAAAGGCUCUUUCCCACGGGCCCUGUCGCUCUUCUGCCGCUAUCGGAUGGCCGCAGUUCCCUCGUCUGGUCGACCACGAAGGAACACGCCCGAAAAUUUUUACUGCUUUCGGACGAGGAGUUUACCGAUGCCCUCAAUAG